Molecule: messenger RNA, 1218 nt
Organism: Lathyrus sativus (Indian pea)
Lineage: Eukaryota; Viridiplantae; Streptophyta; Magnoliopsida; Fabales; Fabaceae
Source: the annotation of a GenBank genome assembly
AUGUCGCAAACCGAAACCCUAUCUUUGAUUCACGAGAUUGAAUCUCUCGUCUCAGAUCAACUUCAAGUGGUUUCAUACAAGUGGCUUAGUCGCAGUUAUCUGAUAUCAUCUGAUGAAGCAAAGAGGUUGCUUCAGGAAUUUGUUCAAAAACAUAAGGGUGAGUUGGAAGUGGUGUAUGCUUUGUCUGGCUGGUUAAAGAGUACUCAUCCUAGCUACCACAUAAGGCUUGUUGCUGAACCAAAACUUGCAGAAGCACAACAAGAGUUUGAUGGGCAUUGCUCGGUCCAGGUAUACAGUGUGCAAGCUAGCAUUCCAAAGGAUCCAGCUGUGCUUUGGAAUGAAGAAUAUAUUCAAGCAGAAGAGCUCUUCAAGCAGCCUCCCUCGGCUGAUAAUUGCUUGAGAGACAAUAGGUUAUGUGGGAUCUCUAAUUCUUUUGUAAGAAGGAAUGUGGAGGGCCAACCGGCAGUUUUUGCCACUCCACAAAUAAAAUAUUUAGCAGGCUUGGAACCAACAAAGAGUAACAUUGUUCACCAACCUCCAAAGAACACAACACACAGUUUUGUUGCUAACGUUGACCACAAAUCACAGAAUGUGGUGAAAGAUGUCAAGACUGAAAACAAUGGUACAGGAAAUACAAGAGUUCAUGAUAACACCAAUAAACCUACUACAGAGAAAGAAAAGUCCCUUCCAGUGCCCACAGGGAAAAAGAAAGGACAGGGCGAUAAAAGUAGCUCUGGUACUGAAGGUUCGUUGGCAAGCUUUUGGGGUAGACCAUCUACAAAAGCCAAGCCCUGCCCUGUGCCAGCAGGAAAUAGUAACCUGAUUUCAAAUCCCGCUGAAGUCACUGAAAAUGCCCAAACUUGUGCUCAUGAAGCAGUAGAUCGUGACAGUGAUGAUGAUGACAAUCAAGGUGUCAUCUUAAGAAGAUCAUCCAAUAGGAAAAGGAGGGUUGUCUUUGAUUUCUCAGAUGAAGACGAAGAUGUCAUCAGUUUAGCAUCACCUGAUGUCCCUAUUAAACAACCACCUCAAGAUUCCAGACAAAAUGAUAAAAAGUCAUUAGAGAAAACCACUUUGAAUUUUGAUUUGCAGGUAGGAAAUAAACCAUUGGUUAAAGAAGAGAAAGCAACUGAGAAAAAGGUUUUCCAACCACCAAGAGAAGAUUUAUCAAUUAUGACCAAGUGCACAAGUAAUGGUAAAUCAUCUACUGAGAAGCUGUAG